Molecule: messenger RNA, 5575 nt
Organism: Dicentrarchus labrax (European seabass)
Lineage: Eukaryota; Metazoa; Chordata; Actinopteri; Moronidae
Gene: tll1
Product: tolloid-like 1
Exons: 23
Coding region: 507-3716 (1069 amino acids)
Biological process (GO): proteolysis
Molecular function (GO): zinc ion binding; calcium ion binding; metalloendopeptidase activity
Source: RefSeq, a predicted model, not a curated record
AGUCGGGAGCAGCAGAGACAGCGCUCCGGUAAUCUCCCGGUAACAAAUGGGGGGAGACGGGCACGUUCAGGACUGCCGGUAACUGAGUGAUACCGGAGGGCCCCCCUGAGACUCCUGAGAAUACCCCCCUCCUCCUCCACCCCUCCCUGCAUUUGAAGCGUGAUGGGUCGCUUCGUGACGCCGCAGCAGACCAACCGGGCAGGUAAACGCAGCAGCAGCCUCCUCCUCACCUGCGAAGCCACAGCGGAGCUCCUCAGCGGACACUUUGCUGCCUGACGGACACCGGGACAGACCCACAGACACCACCAGUGUACUUUUACCAUGGAGGAGAGCCGGGCAGAGUAACUUACAGCAGCCUGCAUCCAGACCGUCGGAGAGGAGAGCGAUCUUCACAAUGACCCGUUAAAUUCCUGCCGUCGAUGCUUUCUUUGGAGAGUGGAUUGACCAUCUCCUAACAGCAGAGGAGAGGAGCAGAGAGGCCUUUAUUCGUUUAUUUCAGUUUUCAGAUGGACCGAGUGCCCUCGGCACUGGCCGCUAAGAUGCGCUGGAUCACGCUGGUGCUUGCCGGCUUGACUUUCUGGGGCAAAGUGACUAUUUGUAACUGUUUCGACUACGAGGAGCCAGACUAUGAUUAUUAUGAAGAGGAGAGAGCGGAGACCAUUGACUACAAAGACCCAUGCAAAGCUGCUGUAUUCUGGGGCGACAUCGCUUUAGACGAGGAGGACCUGCGCAUGUUCCAGAUUGACAGGACGAUAGACCUCACACAGCACACACACAUGCACACACACUCCCGGCAGGGGCACACGUCUGGUGGCCUGGAAGAACAUGAAAUGGCUAAGAAGAGAGGAUCUUUAUAUCUACUGCUGGAGAGAAUACGUAGGUUUGGCUUUGACUAUCUCCCAAAGAACUCCAGCAAGGGAGCUGCCAGUCCCAAGAGCCAAACUGGGAAAGGUGGGAAGACUGGGAACGUUGUGAAAAGUCGUAUUCCUCGAGCGGCCACAUCCCGAGCUGAGAGGAUAUGGCCUGGAGGAGUUAUUCCCUACGUAAUAGGAGGAAACUUCACUGGUAGUCAGAGGGCCAUGUUUAAGCAGGCCAUGCGUCACUGGGAGAAACAGACGUGCGUAACUUUCAUUGAGAAGACAGAUGAGGAAAGCUACAUCGUGUUUACCUACAGACCCUGCGGGUGUUGUUCCUAUGUGGGUCGUCGUGGCAACGGGCCCCAGGCUAUCUCCAUAGGCAAGAACUGUGACAAGUUCGGGAUCGUGGUGCACGAACUGGGUCACGUCAUUGGCUUCUGGCAUGAGCACACGCGGCCUGACCGUGACGAUCAUGUGACCAUCAUCCGGGAUAACAUCCAACCAGGCCAGGAGUAUAACUUCCUCAAGAUGGAGCCAGGGGAAGUCAACUCUCUUGGGGAGCCAUAUGAUUUUGAUAGCAUCAUGCACUAUGCCAGGAACACCUUCUCACGGGGAAUGUUCCUCGACACCAUCCUUCCAUCCAGAGAUGAAAACGGGGUCCGGCCUGCUAUCGGCCAGCGGACCAGGCUCAGUAAAGGAGACAUUGCACAGGCAAGGAAGCUGUAUAGAUGUCCAGCAUGCGGAGAGACGCUCCAAGAGUCAACAGGCAACUUCUCGUCUCCUGGUUACCCCAACGGAUACCCUUCAUACACACACUGUGUCUGGAGAAUAUCUGUUACACCCGGAGAAAAGAUCGUUCUUAACUUCACCACCAUGGAUCUUUAUAAAAGCAGUCUGUGUUGGUAUGACUACAUUGAGGUUCGGGAUGGAUACUGGAGGAAAGCUCCACUGCUCGGCAGGUUUUGUGGAGAUAAAGUUCCCGAUGUCUUGAUCUCCACUGACAGCAGGAUGUGGAUUGAGUUCCGCAGCAGCAGCAACUGGGUGGGAAAAGGCUUCGCUGCCAUUUAUGAAGCGAUCUGUGGAGGGGAAAUUACCAAGGACUCAGGACAGAUUCAGUCUCCCAACUAUCCUGAUGACUACAGACCCUCCAAAGAGUGUGUGUGGAGGAUCACUGUGUCCGAGGGAUACAACGUCGGGCUCAGCUUCCAGGCCUUCGAGAUCGAGAGGCACGACAGCUGCGCUUACGACUACCUGGAGGUCCGAGACGGCCCUCUGGAGACAAGCCCUCUGAUUGGACGAUUCUGCGGCUACGAUAAACCUGAGGAUGUGCGCUCCACCUCACACACACUGUGGAUGAAGUUUGUCUCAGAUGGGACGGUUAACAAGGCCGGCUUUGCUGCUAACUUUUUCAAAGAGGAGGAUGAGUGUGCCAAGCCAGACAAUGGUGGAUGUGAACAGAGGUGUGUAAACACUCUUGGCAGCUUCAAGUGUGCCUGUGACCCGGGCUACGAACUAGCUCCUGACAAGAAGAGCUGUGAAGCGGCGUGUGGGGGUCUCCUCUCUAAGCUGAACGGGACCAUCAGCACUCCUGGUUGGCCUAAAGAGUAUCCACCCAACAAGAACUGUGUGUGGCAGGUGGUCGCUCCCACUCAGUACCGCAUCUCUAUGCAGUUUGAGGCCUUCGAGCUGGAGGGGAAUGAGGUGUGUAAAUACGACUAUGUGGAGGUGCGGAGCGGCCUCUCGUCCGACUCUAAGCUGCAUGGUAAAUACUGUGGCACAGAGGUCCCUGAAGUCAUCACCUCUCAAUACAACAACAUGAGGAUUGAGUUCAAGUCCGACAAUACCGUCUCCAAGAAAGGCUUCAAGGCUCACUUCUUCUCAGACAGGCUGGCUCUGUGUCAAGAGCGUAUGAUUGUGUUUGAGUCAUGCCAGGACAUAAAGCGCGGCCGCUCUGCCUCUCGUGGCCAUGUCAACAACAAGCUGGCAACCUCAUCAAAGGUCAGAGACAAAGAUGAGUGCAGCAAGGACAACGGCGGCUGCCAGCACGAGUGCAUCAACACAGUGGGCUCUUACGUUUGUCAGUGUCGCCAUGGCUUUGUACUGCAUGAGAACAAACAUGACUGUAAGGAAGCUGAGUGUGAGCAUAAGAUCCACAGCCCCAGUGGGACCCUAAGCAGCCCUAACUGGCCAGACAAGUAUCCCAGCCGUAAGGAGUGCACCUGGGACAUCACAGCCACGCCAGGACACCGAGUCAAAAUAACCUUCAACGAGUUUGAGAUCGAGCAGCAUCAGGAGUGUGCAUAUGACCAUCUGGAGGCCUUUGAUGGGGACAGUGACACGGCAGCCAUCUUGGGUCGAUUGUGUGGCAGUAAGAUCCCGGAGCAGCUGGUUUCUACAGGCAACAAGAUGUACCUCCGCUUCAUUUCUGAUGCCUCAGUACAAAGGAAGGGCUUCCAAGCUACACACUCCACAGAGUGUGGAGGCCGUCUGAAAGCAGAAGCUCGUCAGAAGAACCUCUACUCUCAUUCCCAGUUUGGAGACAAUAAUUACCCAGGUCACACUGACUGCGAGUGGCUGCUGACAGCCGAACAGGGCUACGGCAUCGAACUGAGCUUCAUUACUUUUGAGGUAGAGGAGGAAGCCGACUGUGGUUAUGACUACAUCGAGUUGUACAAUGGGUACGACGCCAACUCACAUCGACUUGGCCGCUUCUGCGGUUCAGGGCCCAGGGAGGGGAUCUACUCGCCCGGAGCCGCUAUGCUCAUCCGUUUCCAUAGCGACGACACAAUCAGCAAGAAGGGCUUCCACAUCCUCUACACGAGCACCAAGUUCCAGGAGAGCCUUCACACCAGGAAAUGACCUCACACGCAGCCCGCAACCUCCGACCUCUGUGCAGCCUGUUACCCUGACCUUCACCAUGGCAAUGAGAAAAAGUACAGCCUGUCCCCUCUUCUUGGACCCACAGACAGAUGUGGACACUCGCCAGCCCCCCGGGAGGAAGAUGACACUUAAGUGAACAUUUGUCUCCUUCUGUGGCUCUGCACAGGUCAACACACUCUGAGACGAGACGGGGGGAAAAACAACGAGAUAUCGAUGUGAGCUUCUACAAACACGGGGGGGAAACACGCUGACGAUUUGAGUGAGCCAUUUUUUGUGUGGAGGAGAUGGUCUUCAUUACUGGACAUCAAGCUACCCUCAGUGUGGGCAGAGGGGUUGCUGAGGAUCCAUAUCAGUUUACUGAGAUACUCAUGGUUGCACAAAUGCAAACAAACGAGUACAAACACACAUAAACGCAGUAGAUUCAUAUUCAGAAUUAUAAACUAUGGAUGCUUGAGGAACUGAGGAGCUUCCACCUAAAAGAAAAUGCAUCCAACGAGGGAGUUUUGACUCUUUUUCUGACUCCUUGAGCUGUGCAACUUACUGUGAUCAGACGGCUGCUUGUAUCCACAGUAACUGAGAGGAAACUCUAAAUAGACAUUUUUAUUGCCUUUGAUGCCUGGGAACUGGUCUCUUCAACCCAGCUCAGAACGGCUGCAGAUGAUUUUAUUUCAUGUCUUAUUGUAAAACCCAUUGUGUUUACUGUACGUGUGUCUGUGUGUACAGAGAAAAGAACAAAAAAACAAAAGGCUGAAAUCCGUCAUUUGCCCUUUUGCUUAAAGCUUAUGCAGACGACCAUCGUGGAAUGGAAAAAAAAAAUAAAAACGCAAAUGGAGAAUUUCCAAAUGAUCUGUGAUGUUAAUGUUAAGCCUUGCAUUGUGUUGUGUGUGUCCAUGCUGUUUUUUUUUUUUUUUUGCACCACCUUGUAACAAACCAAGCAACUUUCACGGAUGUUUCCAGUUUCCACCUCACCCCUCAACCCCCCAAUUAACAGUGGAUAUCGGAAGGGAAUAUUUUCACAGCUGUCUCUCGGAGUGACACGAUUCUGAUUGAAGGAGAGAUUCCCAUGGUGCUAAAAAUAAAAAUACACUGAAUGACAGAUGACUGCGGAUGGAAAUAAAGGUUUUUCAAUAGGAGACAGUCAGUGUGCAAACAGCACGCUGCAUCAACAGCACUAGUCCUGUGGAACUACAAUAUUGCCUUAGAACCAAAAUGUAUGCUAUCGGAGGUCGCUCCUAUGCUCUUACACAGGUGUCUUGUGUCAGCGGAGUGUUUUCAAGGUUUUUUGGCAGCGUAUUUCAUUUGUUUGGAUAUCUUGAAUGGUUUUAUUGUAAAAAAAACAAACAAACAUGGGAAAUGUAGUCUGUGUGUGAGAUAGAGUGUCAAUGGUGCAUGUGUGUUUGUGUGUCAUUUUUGUAGCAGCUCUCAGAGAUACAUACACACACUUACACGUCCACAAAUACACAAAAACACACCUCAUUUGUGUGCAUUUUCCCAAACAUAUCUGAACACACACUUCCCUUCUGUAAUAUUUGGAGCGUGGAGAGCAAAGUGCUGUAAAGUUGAAGGAAUAUCAAUGUGCACACAUGCUGCAUCAUUUCUGUGUUCAAUGCAAAUGUGUAAGUGUGUGUUUUAGGAGAUUAUAGAGAAAUAAUGUACGUGUGUGUCUGUAAACUGUAUGUUUUUAAGUUGAAUCAUUCAUUGCUGUACGUGCCAAGCUCCAGGUGACCCUGAUCCACUGUAGUUUUUGUUUUAUCAUUCCACCUCUGUGUCUGUAGUUCAGAGACACUGACAUGACAUCCUCUGUAUCAGUCAUUAAAAUACACACAGGUAAAAAACUA